Molecule: messenger RNA, 1319 nt
Organism: Myotis lucifugus (little brown bat)
Lineage: Eukaryota; Metazoa; Chordata; Mammalia; Chiroptera; Vespertilionidae
Gene: CCDC89
Product: coiled-coil domain containing 89
Exons: 1
Coding region: 91-1197 (368 amino acids)
Source: RefSeq, a predicted model, not a curated record
GGGAAACUGCUGCCCACAGCGCCCGGAGCCCCUGGCAACGGGAAAGAGUGCGGAGUCAGCCCACGGUGGAGAGAGCACCUGAGCCUGAGAAUGAGCAGGUUCUCGAGAUGGGUGGACACCCCACCCUCUGAAGAGCCCUUGGAUACGCAAAACAAAACCCUGGAAAACCAGGAAGAGGAGAUGGGGUUUAAGGAAAUGGAUGGCCUGAGGGAAGCUUUGGCAAACCUCCGGGGACUGUCGGAGGAGGAGAAGAGCGAGAAGGCGAUGCUUUGCUCCCGCAUCCACGAGCAGUCCCAGCUCAUCUGCAUCCUGAAGCGGAGGUCCGACGAGGCCCUGGAGCGCUGCCAGAUCCUGGAGCUGCUCAACACGGAGCUGGAGGAGAAGGGGAGGCUGGAGGCCGAGAAGCUGAAGGCCAAGAGCGAGCUUGCCCGGAAGCUGGAGGACCGCUUCAUGACCCUGGCGUCCAACCACGAGGAGAUGAUCCGCUUCAAGGACCAAUACAAGAGCGAGAACGUCAAGCUGAGGGAGGAGAACGAGAAGCUGAGGCUGGAGAACAGCAGCCUCUUCAGCCAGGCUCUGAAGGACCAGGAGGCCAAAGUCCUGCAGCUCACGGCCGGGAGCGAGGCCCUGGCCCAGGAGCUGGAGACUCUGAAACAGAGGUGUGCCCAGGAUGCCUGCCGGGCACAGGCCCGGGAGAAGGAGCUGCUGGAGCUGCAGAGCCAGCAGGCCAGCGCCCACACCGCGGAGACAGAGCAGCUGCGCAGCCAGCUGCAGAGCCUCCAGCAGCAGCACCAGCAGGCCGUGGAGCAGAUGGCGAAGGCCGAGCAGGCGCACGGCAGCCUGAGCCAGGAGCUGCAGGCCAGGCUGCAGGUGGUCACGCGGGAGAAGGAGGAACUGCUCCAGCUCUCCAUGGACAGGGGCAAGGUGCUUCAGAGCAAGCAAGCGGAGAUCCGCCAGCUGGAGGAGAAGUUGGAGGCCGCAGAGGUGGCCAGGCGACAAGCGCUAGAGCGGUUUGAGCAAGAGGCGGUGGCUGUGGACAGCAACUUGAGAGUCCGGGAACUCCAGCGCAGGAUAGCUGGGAUCCAGAAGGCCUACGACCAGCUCAGGCUGCAGUCAGAAGCCUUCAAAAAGCACAGCCUGGAUCUUUUAAGCAAGGAGAAAGAACUCAAUGCCAAACUCCGCCAUCUCUUCCCAUAAGGAAGCUUCGGCUGCCUCCCGCCUCCAGUGUAGAAUUCAAAUAUGUGUGCCUUGGCAAGAGUCAAGAUGUUUUUCAACUUGUUCUAUUUUUUAAGCACAAAAGGCAACUCAAAGAAAAGCUA